Trichoplusia ni (cabbage looper) is the source of this 1087-nucleotide messenger RNA. Its product is annotated as replication protein A 32 kDa subunit-like. The record is from RefSeq and is a predicted model, not a curated record. The coding region runs from base 186 to 980 and encodes 264 amino acids. Gene Ontology annotation, molecular function: DNA binding. NCBI's taxonomy places the organism in Eukaryota, Metazoa, Arthropoda, Insecta, Lepidoptera, Noctuidae. The transcript is spliced from 6 exons. Gene Ontology annotation, cellular component: DNA replication factor A complex; chromosome, telomeric region; nucleus. Gene Ontology annotation, biological process: nucleotide-excision repair; double-strand break repair via homologous recombination; DNA replication.
UAUCUGUCAAGAGUGUCAAGUUUUCGGCGCGCAAACGACGUGUUUAAUCUUGUUCAACGCAACCGCAAAUUCGACGGAUUCUAGCCAAACUAAAUAAGAAUCAAAUUAUUGGUUAUUUGUCUCGAGUACUUACUACCACAUAGUUUUCUUUAGUCCGAUUUGUAGGAAAUAACUUAUUCCGCAAAAUGUGGAACGAUCAGUCUGCAGUUGGAGGAGGAUUUUUCAACUCGCCAAAUCAAUUUGGUAAUGUUAACACUCCAAACCAGGCUCCGAAAACAGGUCGUAGAGCAUCCCGUACAGCACCAAUUGUAAUUAGACAAGCUCUGCACAGUGGAGAUGAUGGUGUUAAAAUAUGGGGAACAGAAAUUCAGAUUGUAUCAAUUGUAGCCCGUGUCAGGAACAUUCGUAUGCAAAGCACCAAGAUCACAUACACAAUACAAGAUAUUACUGGCAGGAUGAGAGCCGUCCUCUGGCUGGACCAGGAGGCUGAUGAAGAUGAUAAGGCCGCACCCAAGGUGCAAGUAAAUGAUUAUGUCCAAGUUUAUGGGACAGUCAAGACCAACAAAGGGAAGAAAGUAAUAAUGACAUUCAAAGUAAUGCCAGUUACUGAUGUGAAUGCUAUUACAUUCCACUAUUUACAGUGCAUUCAUAAUAAAGUCAAAAUGGAGGCUGAUUCAAAGAAGGAAAAAGUCACCAAUAACAAUUCCACAUUCCAAAGUGGAUUACCAGCUAAUUCCAUGGUUGGUGUAACAGAAAGUACAGGGUCUGUAAAUGGCCUGAACCCACGUCAAAUGAUGGUAUUUAAUCUCAUAAGGGCUUCAACCCAAGAACAGGGUAUUAGUAAGCAAGACAUGUAUUCUACAUUAAAAGACCGUAUGUCACAAGUUGAGUUUGAGAAUAUUUUGGAAUGGAUGUGUGGCGAGGGUCACAUCUACUCAACUAUUGAUGAAGAACAUUUCAGAGCUACCGAUGCUUUCUAAGACUCUCCUAACACUGAAACCUGAAUUAUUUUAAAGUUAGCUUGAUAUAUUAGACUAUGUCCUAAUCAUUAAUUAUUUUCAUAAAUAAAAACACUUUAUAAAAGUAA